CCUUCUCAAAAGUCAUUCAUCACCAAGGUUAAGCUCGGCAAGGCCAAAAAGCAGAACCGCCCUUUGCCUCACUGGUUCCGUCUUAAGACAGACACCAAGAUUCGUUGGAAUGCCAAGAGACGUAACUGGCGUCAUACCAAAUUGAACAUUUAA
Rhizopus microsporus ATCC 52813 is the source of this 153-nucleotide messenger RNA. Its product is annotated as ribosomal protein L39e. Gene Ontology annotation, cellular component: cytosolic large ribosomal subunit; ribosome. The record is from RefSeq and is a predicted model, not a curated record. Lineage: Eukaryota; Fungi; Mucoromycota; Mucoromycetes; Mucorales; Rhizopodaceae. Gene Ontology annotation, biological process: translation. The annotation marks the transcript as partial. The transcript is spliced from 2 exons. Gene Ontology annotation, molecular function: structural constituent of ribosome.